Messenger RNA from Giardia duodenalis, 969 nucleotides. RefSeq lists its product as uncharacterized. The record is from RefSeq and is a predicted model, not a curated record. The transcript has a single exon. The coding region runs from base 1 to 969 and encodes 322 amino acids. NCBI's taxonomy places the organism in Eukaryota, Fornicata, Diplomonadida, Hexamitidae.
AUGGUACCAGAGCCCCCAUCCAUUUCUCUCUCUGUCGAUUCUCUGGAGGAUCUACCGGCGUGUUUCUUAGACCUGGGAUGGUAUCGCCUUACCGCAGAGCAGGGGCAGAUCAUACGAGAACAGUACAUGAAAUGCUACAGAGAACAUGGAGCAGAUCUAGUGAUAGCUCCAUAUAUUGAAAGCGAUACUAAUAUCCGCAGACUAGGCAUUGCUCUCCGAAAGCGGUUUAGUUCGAAAACUCAACCAGAGCUCGUCAUAUCUGCUCUGCUCCACUUUGGACCAAAUCUAGAGGUUGUUCCGCAGUUACUUUAUCCAGAUAAUUACGGUCCUCCACCCGUAACUGUCGAUUCUCCUCCAUCAUCUAUAUCUCUACAUCUUUCCAAUCCUGAGCGCUUUCUUAGCAUGAAGUACUUUCCAUUUGCUGAAGAGCCGGAUGCAUCUACGGAUUGCUCCAGACUUCUGAAUCACCUUAAUGAAGACUUCUCUGAUGUCUUUCCAGCGGUCUAUUUGGAUUGCCAAUGGAAGUUUGACCCUGCCCUCUCUGCCGAUUCACCUCUAAGCCGAGCAGCACUGUACAACGCAUUUUACAUCUGUUACUUGCAGGCAGCACAUCAAAUAGCUAAUACUCUGUGUGCUCUGCGUGAUUCUGUUGCGGACAACAAGACUCUGGUCAAUUAUGCCAUUCGAUGCGCAGGAGUGAUGAACUCAUCACUAUCAGCUAUAUAUGCAGACAUAGACCGCUAUGCACAGGGUGGUGCUGUCUCUGCAGCAAUUGAAUGCUAUGAGGAGUACCUGGAGACUCCACUGGCUGUCUCCUAUCGCAGCUACCAUUCCUCCUUGGCGCUUCUUGAGCACAUCCUCCACAAGCCAUCCACCACUGAGGCAGACCCAACUGCUGCAAUCGCGUUUCUGAUCAGCGCAGCAACAGCAUCGUACAAAACGUUUACUCAGAAGCAAUACUCGGAGUAA